Molecule: messenger RNA, 1158 nt
Organism: Bactrocera oleae (olive fruit fly)
Lineage: Eukaryota; Metazoa; Arthropoda; Insecta; Diptera; Tephritidae
Source: RefSeq, a predicted model, not a curated record
AGUUGUCGUGGUAAGAGCACUGGGUGCGGUUUGCUUUUUAUAUUGUAGUCAUUGCGAAAAAUAACGCUAUGCUCUCUAUACGUUUUAAGAGAAAAGCGGUAAAGGUAAUCGUUGAAAGUUUAUUUAUAUUUUGCAUUUGUUUUGUAAAAAGUAUAAUAAAGUGUCGAGAAUUAAAAAACAAUUGUGUUAAGUGUAUCGGUUUAAAAGCAGAAGAAACAGAACCAAGAGCCCCAAAACGAAAACUCAACAGAAAUUGGUGACAGUUAUCUAUGAAAUUUCGGAGAAAAGAACAAUAUACUCAGAAACUUUGAAACUUUAUUCAUUAAUGACGUGAACUCGUGAUAAUUCGUGCGUUAUGAUCUACUUUUUACUUUGAAAUCAAAUCAAAUCUUAAGCCAAUGAACGGUCAAAUCAGCCGAUCCACAUAUUAUAUAUUACAUAGGUAUAAGUGUUAUUGGCAACUAGGUCUCUUAAAUACGCUAGUAUAACUGGCUGGGCUAUAUAAUGUAUUUAUUUUACUACACUGCGUGCCAUCUUAUUAUGACUAGAGGCUCAAUUUUCUGUUUACUGUUACAAAUCUUAAUAGUGUGCUCUCUGUAUGAUGGAAACAAAGCGGCUGAUGACGAUAAUGCAAUCCUUCACACUGUUCUUUGGCAGCGAGUCAUCUGUGGAGAAUGUGCAGAAAGAAGUCAGCGGAGCUAAGCAAACCCUAACAGAUGCCGUACAAAGUUCAAGCAAUCGAAUGCUCGAAGACUAUGGCAGCUUGGUGAAAAGUUUUGAGAGACUAGAAAUUGCGCUGGAAAAGCAAAAUGACAAUGUCUUAAGGAUACUGGAAACAUUUAUUGAGGAAAAUUUAGCGAUACAGAGCACAGCGCUGUUGCAACAGCUGACAGCUGAUCAAAAUUGGCUGCUAGAGAUGAUGAGCACACAGCAGAGAUCGUUUAUCUCAGAGUUGCAAAUGAGCGAAGGAAAAUUGCUUGAUGACAUCAUACAAAAUGAAACACCCAAUGAAGUGUAGACUCAUUAAUGGCAACAUUAUUCAGAUAGCAUAGCUGCAAAAGAACACUGCGAAACGGUUAAAAUUUCCUUUUAGGUGUUGAGGCAAGCAAUUAAAUAAGAAGUGAAAUCAGAAAGCAAAAUAAAUUAUUUAGAAAUAUA